UAUAUAUAUAUACAGACAUGCUCAAAUUUGUUGGUACCCCUCCACAAAAAACGAAGAAUGCACAAUUUUCUCUGAAAUAACUUGAAACUGACAAAAGUAAUUGGCAUCCACCAUUGUUUAUUCCAUAUUUAAUAGAAAUCAGACUUUGCUUUUGAUUUUUUAUUCAACAUAAUAUUGUAAAUAAUAAAACAAAUGAAAAUGGCAUGGACAAAAAUGAUGGGACCACUAACCUAAUAUUUUGUUACACAACCUUUAGAGGCAAUCACUGCAAUCAAACAUUUUCUGUAGCUUUCAAUGAGACUUCUGCACCUGUUAACAGGUAGUUUGGCCCACUCUUCCUGAGCAAACUGCUCCAGCUGUCUCAGGUUUGGUGGGUGCCUUCUCCAGACUGCAAGUUUCAGCUCUUUCCAUAGAUGUUCGAUAGGAUUCAGAUCAGGACUCAUAGAAGGCCACUUCAGAAUAGUCCAAUGUUUUGUUCUUAUCCAUUCUUGGGUGCUUUUAGCUGUGUGUUUUGGGUCAUUAUCCUGUUGGAGGACCCAUGACCUGCGACUGAGACAGAGCUUUCUGACACUGGGCAGUACGUUUCGCUCCAGAAUGCCUUGAUAGUCUUGAGAUUUCAUUGUGCCCUGCACAGAUUCAAGGCACCCUGUGCCAGGCGCAGCAAAGCAUCCCCAAAACAUAACCGAGCCUCCUCCAUGUUUCACUGUAGGUAUGGUGUUCUUUUCUUUGAAAGCUUCAUUUUUUCGUCUGUGAACAUAUAGCUGAUGUGACUUGCCAAAAAGCUCCAGUUUUGACUCAUCUGUCCAAAGGACAUUCUCCCAGAAGGAUUGUGGCUUGUCAAUAUGCAUUUUAGCAAAUUCCAGUCUGGCUUUCUUAUGUUUUUCUUUCAAAAGUGGAGUCCUCCUGGGUCUUCUUCCAUGGAGCCCACUUUCACUCAAAAAGCGACGUAUGGUGCGAUCAGAAACUGACGUACCUUCACCUUGGAGUUGAGCUUGUAUCUCUUUGGCAGUUAUCCUUGGUUCUUUUUCUACCAUUCGCACUAUCCUUCUGUUCAAUCUGGGGUUGAUUUUCCUCUUGCGGCUGCGCCCAGGGAGGUUGGCUACAGUUCCAUGGACCUUAAACUUCUUAAUAAUAUUUGCAACUGUUGUCACAGGAACAUCAAGCUGCUUGGAGAUGGUCAUGUAGCCUUUACCUUUACCAUGCUUGUCUAUUAUUUUCUUUCUGAUCUCCUCAGACAACUCUCUCCUUUGCUUUCUCUGGUCCAUGUUCAGUGUGGUGCACACAAUGAUACCAAACAGCACAGUGACUACUUUUCUCCAUUUAAAUAGGCUGAAUGACUGAUUACAAGAUUGGAGACAUGUGUGAUACUAAUUAAAGAAACGAAUUAGUUUGAAAUAUCACUAUAAUCCAAUUAUUUAUUAUCUUUUCUAAGGGGUACCAACAAAUGUGCCAUUUUAGAAUAUCUUUAGAAUAAGCAAUAAUUAAUCUCUUUUCACAGCUUCUUUGCUUUAUUCUAUGACAUACCAAAAGCAUGCAAGUAUACAUGAUAAAAUAGCUUUUAAUUUCAUCACUUUUCAGGAGGAAUGAAGCAUUAUUUCAAUGAGCUGUAAGGGUACCAACAAAUUUGAGCACAUCUGUGUAUGUAUGUGUGUGUGUAUAUAUAUAUAUAUAUAUAUAUAUAUAUAUAUAUAUAUAUAUAUAUAUAUACUUGCAUUAACCUUCUGAAUGGCAAACGCCUUGUAAAUAUGGCCCAGAAUGUACAAAUGUGAAGAUCAAAUCAAAUUAUUAAAACGUAACAAAUAUCUUUUUUUCACAUAUCUAGUUUGGAAUUAAGAUGCAAGUCUAGUACAUGCCUUGGGCAUUAAAGGGUUCACUCAAGGAGAAGCAGCAGUACCCUGUACAUAUCCAUGAAGACUUGAAAACAGGAGAGACAUAUUAACAGGUGAAUCACUUUCAUGCUAUUGCCAGACCAGCAGGAAGUGUUCACCAGAUGUUUGCCCUAUCGGUAAUAACCUCUUAAUAGUUUCUAAUGGGGUUUAUAUUUUAUUGUAUUAUUUAGUUUCCUUUAAUUUAUACAAACUUCUUUAAAAUAUAUAUAUAAUAAAGAUUUGUUGACUAUGUAGCAUAUUGUAGUUCUUAAAAGUGCAAAAAUGGGUGCUUUACUUUAUAUUUUUUACAUAAACUAAGCAGAGUUUAAAAUGUAUUAUCAGACAUGGGAGAGAGGGAUGUAAAGAUACACUAAUCUCACGAUAUGUAUCGUGAUAUGUAGGUUGAGAUGCGCUAUGUAUCAGGAUGCAUGCAAUGGUCCUGAUGGGCUACUAUGAUGCAUUAUAAGGUCCUGUGAUCAUUUGAUGAUGUGACUAUUUUGUUAAAAGUCAAAAAAUAAAUGAGCAAGGGAGAGUAUAAAACACACAUAUUCCUCAUUCAAGAACCAUUUAGUGAACUACAGUGAUGGAUGUUGUGCGUUCGGUCCUGUAUCAUGAUACAUACUGUAGGAUACAUGAAAUCUAAUGUAAAGAAUGUAUCGCGGUUCAUCGAUAGACAAUGAACCAUUCCACCCCUAAUGGGAGAGUCUCCAUCCCUCCUCUCUAAUUGGAGAGGAUUUGAUUCUGGAAGGCAGUUGUGUUCAGGAUGUAGACAGAGACAGAAGCACAAGAUCAAUGAAUAAAGGUUCACUUUUUUGAAAGACCCUAAACGUUUUGCAAAUUAUGAAUUGUAUUAGUAAGUUUGUAAAUCCCCCAUAUGCAAAUCGUAUCCUUGACUACUGUGUCAUAUAAACUGUGUGCAUAUCCUGUGUGUAGGGUUGUGCAGGUGGUAUUGUGAAUCCUAUUCACACAAGAGAUGAAUUAUAUCAUCAAACAGUAAGCAGGUUUUGGUGUAGCAGUUAUUUGUUCAGCAGUAUUGCAGUUUACUGGCACUGUUGAUGUCACCUGCUAAGCGAAAGUAAUUUGUCUUCAUUAUAUUUUAGGAGGGAAAAAAAUCUAAUUUUCAUUGAAAAUUUCAGUGCCCAACAUUUUACACUGAACUGAAUUUUUCUGAUCUCUGACGGAAUAGUUUGUGAAGAUGAAUAUAUUGAAAAGGUCUGUACGAUUGAUAUGGGUUAUAUCCUGUUUAUAAAACCCUGAAAAUAAAGUCACUACCUCAAAUGGUCUCUUAGAUAUGAGGCUUUGGAAGUGUGACGUCAGCUUUUUAAAUUACCACCACAAAACACUUAAUUGUUCUGUAUGAUCCUCAUGAUCAAACUUGACCACAUUAUGACAGCCAUCUUCGGUCAAGGUCAAUGUAAAUAACACUGAACAUAUGAAACUUGCUCAACAAGUAGUUUGUGUCAGUUUUUAAAGUCCCUGUGCGAACUGCAGAAUGGCAGUUACAUACUCCCCUCACAGAAAUGCUUAUUAACUCAAUGGGAUUCAUGAUGCAGCCCUGCCAAAACCCUGAAAAACAUAUGCAUUAUCAAAUAGAAACUUAACAUGGUACAAUUAUGCACGCACUACCCAAAGUGUUUAUUCUUUGAUUCUUUAGCAUUAAUCUGUGUAUUCUCUACCAUAAAUACAGUUGUUGCUGAUUAUAUACUGUAGUUUAUUUGCAACCCCAAAGCUAAGCUGUAGGGACACAAGCCAGGCUUCCUCCCCACUUCUGCUUGCCACUACAUAACUCCAGCAAACAGGUCCGCACCAGGUGGGUGAGAUAGCAACCUACUUAAAGGAGUGCUUUUCAAGGCUUCAUGCAAACAAAUGAAAAGUGGAGCAUUUUACAGUAAACCAGAACCAAGGCUCUUGAACCAACACGCCCAGCUGAAAACCUGCAACCCAUAAGUGCUGGUCAUUGUGUGAGUCAGACUGUAGUACCUGUAGGGAGUAUAUAGGCAGCAUGUUUAUCAAUGCAUUAUCUUUAUAACCAGUCUUUGCUGUGAAACCCAAGUGGGGCAGGUAAUGUUGAUGACGCCCCAGUUUUAGUUGUAAACAUGCAGCACUGGCGCUCCAGCUCCCGCCUCACGUUUCUGCACUGCACCCUUGCUCACAACUGCUGCUGCAUCCACCAAUCAUGAAAAGCAGACACUUCCGGCGUACAUGGUUGCUGAGCGACUGAAGACCUCCGGCGUUUGGUGGUUGCUAAGCGACCUGAGCCGGGGUCUGUCAAUCACGUUUUUUUGCAAACUGAACGUGCAAGAGUUGUUGGAGUAGCAUGAGAAACUGGAGUUAAACUCAAGAUUGCAGUUAAGAAUUUGUUUAAAAAAAAAAAAAAAAACAGGUCAUGGCAGACAGUGAUUGUGAGGACACUGACCCUGGUCUAGAAGAUGCAGGUGAGCUGUUCCAUUCAGACCUGGAUGAAGAUCAUCACUCUUCCAGCUCCAGCACGACUGUACGGCCAAGAGACCACUGUGACUACCUUCUUGAUGCCAUUGAUGCCCAGCUCAGCGAGAUGCAGGCUCCAAGCCCCAGUGGACGAGGGAUUGCUGAGAGAGCUUCCUAUAAAUAUACAGCAGAGACUUCAAGAACAGAACACGAAGAACCAAGGCUGUGCUCCUCAACCCAGAAUAAAGAAGCUUCUCAGGCUGAACAGAGCCAGCAGGAAGGAGGAGACUCCAAAAAGGAACAAUACAAAUGGAGACUGAAGCAGCUUCUGGGAAGCGAACAGACAGACGCCCCAGGGUACCAGAGCGACUUGAAUACCACGGAGAGCGUCUGCACUGAGGAUUUUAUUACCAAGUUCAAAGAAGGGAUGGUAGACCCCCAGUCAGACUUCAGUGGGGAGCUGAGCAGUGAUGAUGGGACCCCUGGAUGUUCUCCUUCUGGCGAACGCUCUUCGAAAAGAACAAGCGAAGAAAGCGCUGCAAAACCAGAGUCCUUUCUGAGUAUAAGCAAGGCCAGCACCGCAGAAAGAGAGGCCGACAAUGAAAUUGUCGUGCUAAACACUGCAAGGAGGCUGGAUAUCGUCCAGCAGUUUAAGCAGGAUUUAGAAAGCGAUCUUCAAGGAACUGUUGCGGAAGUUGAGGAGACACCCGGUACAGGUCUCCUAUCAAGAAACCGGAGAGACAGCUUGGAGUCUCUUGGGGGCCGGAUUUCUAGGCUUAGCCAGAGCAACACUCCAGAUUCUCAGAGCAUUCUUGGGAAGGAGAGGAGUGUCGCCCACAGCAGUGUCGCCCACAGCAGUAGUCCUGUAGAAUUGUUCAGAGAAGGUGGUAGUCCAUCUGUUAUCUCCCAAAAGGACAAUGUGAAAGAGCCUCCAUGUUUGUCGAUAGGAACAAAUCAAGAGAGCAUCCACCAGGAAAGUUGUGGAUCUUCAGCCCUUAAAGAGAUGUUUCCCAGCUGUGAGAGAUCUUCAGUAAGAGGCAACGGGGAGCGUAGGUUGGGCCAAGAGAACUUUACCAAUGGAACAAACCUGUCUGGUUCAACUUAUGUAUCUCAGUCAUCCACUUGUUCAGAUAUGUCUGUCUCUAUGUUUAAGGAAAAAGAUGCCUUGUCAAGGGAUAGGUGUCCUUCUCCAAUCAAACUCUCCAAUGAGAAGGAGAACACUUCAUGCAUACAAGAAGCGAAUGGAAGUGACCCAGAAGAAAGAAAUGGAAACUCAUGUCAGCCAGAAAGGAAAGGGGUGCAUCAUGAAUUUGGUGUGGUGUCCAUUUCCUCUUUCCAGCAACGGACUGUAAGCAGAUCAGAAAGCUGUCCUUAUAUUAAUGGAUCUUCCUACAGACUUGAAGCAGCUAACUUGUUACCUGAAUCAAACCACUAUUCAACCACUUCCGGGUCAAGGCACAUUCGAAGCAGCAGCCUAAGCAGUAGAUCCUCAGCAGCUAAAGGACAGUUUAAUAGCCAUCGUCCAUCUAGCCCCAGUUCAGACAGGAAGAUUGUAUCACAUAGAGCAACAGCUGGAAUCAACCAAAAAACUUGCGAGAACUUUGGCUCCGAGUCCAGCCUGAACACCAUUGGAACAGGAGAGUAUGUGGACUCGUUUCAGGCUGUGGCAGUCAAGCAUGUUGCUGGGGUUCCUGUAAAGAGUUUUGAUGAAGUGACCAUAGACAGCGAUCUGGAUUCAGUGAAAACAGAUAGAGUCCGGAAGCACUUUCAGAAAGCACUCUCUACCAGAAAUGGCUUUGCAUCUGCUAAGAGUGCCACUGCAGACGACCUCUACUCAGACCAGAGUGACCUUGACACGGCUAAACUGCAGCAGAUUGAACGCACGUUCCGUGACAUUCUGCGCAGAAAGAAAAGCUCCGCUCAGGGUUUGAAGAGUGUACCCGUGGCUGCUCCGUUCGGAUGUCGCUCCACUAAAAGACCCCGAAGCCCCAGGAAGGAUGCAUGCAGGUUCGAGAGCUCUGAUAGGACAGUGACUGACGAGGAGGAGGAGAGUUUAGAGCAGCGCUUCACGGAGAGCAGUGGAGAGUGGAGGACCAGCAGCCCAGUGAAGUGGAACUCGUGUCCCAAGAGAGGCGGGGAGCUGUCCUGGGGGCGCAGCCUGGGCUCGGAGAUCAGCGAGGCACACCAGCAUUCUUCCUGUUUGUUGGACUCGGAUCGGCAGAUCUUGGAAGAAUCUGUUUCCAGGCUGCGUCAGGAUCUUGCUGUGGAGGAAGAAACAUUGUCACACAGGAAGGCCCAGGUGCAAGAGAUAGAGCAAUCGCUUACUGAGGCUCUUCAGAAAAAAAAGCAUGCAGUUCAGGAGCUGGAGUCGGUGAAGUGUGCGGUUGAGAAGAGCCAGAAGGAGGCGAGAGGACUGGAGACCCGAGUCAGAGACAGCAAGAGCCAGGCAGAGGAGAUGAGGGCGGAGCUGGCAGUGCUGGAGUACAAGCGGGACUCGUGUCUGCAGGAAGUGCAGACUCUAGAGGAGGAACUGAGCGUGCUCAGAAGACAGUGCUCUGCCACACACAACAGCCAGCAGAGCACCCUGCAGAACCAAGUGUCCUCUCUGAGUGCGGAGCGUGAGGAGCUCAGGGCUCGGCUGUGGCUCAAGGAGGGCAGUCUGUCUGUCCUGGAGAGGCAGGAGUUGGAGCGGCAGCUGAGCUGCACCAGGAGCGAGCUGUUCACAGAGCAACGCAGCGCCCGGGACCAGAUCAGCCUGCUGCAGGAGCAGCUGGAGGACUGCCAGGUGGAGCUGGAGGAGCGGGUGUCCCAGGAGGCUUUGCUGCAGGAGAGGAGCGGGAGACUGGAGCAGCAGCUGAGAGAGAUGAACAGGAGGCAGGAGGAGCAGACACAGAAGCUGGCCCUGCAGAGCAGUGAGGCGAGCCAGGCCUUGAGCAGGCAGGUGCAGGAGGCAUCUGUCCAGCUCCUGGAGAGGGAUGGGAAGAUCUCUGCACUGGAGCGCAUCCUGUCUGAGAAGGAGCUAGAGCUGCUGAGGCUCAGGGAGGGCCAGGCCGCCCUGCAGGCUGAGCGGGAGGCCCUGGUCACAGCCAGAGAGACCCUGACACAGGAACACCAGAGGCAGCUGCAGCAGCUCCACCGUGACAAACAGCUGGAGGAGGAGCAAGCGAAACGGCAAUUGAAAGAGGAACUGGAUUUAAUCAAACAGCAAGAAAUCCAACAGGUUAGGGAACAAGCAGAGGAGGACAAACUGGAGGCUGUGAAGCACCAAGCACUUUCCUUCACAGUGGAGACGGAGAAACUCGCCCUGAAAAUCCAGUUAAAAGACGAAGAAAUUGUGAAACUGAAGGAAGCAGUCAGGGCGCAAGAGGUGUCCAUGAGGAAGCUAGCUGAGGAACUCAAACUGGAAGCCAAAGAGAUGGUGCAGGGAGCUUUGCUCCGGGAACACAGGAAAUGGGAAGCAGAGAAGACAGAGGAGCUCCAGAGGCAACGUGGGAUACUGGAGGACGAGAGCAGGAGAGCCAUGCACAGCAUCAAGGAGGACCAGGAGAGGGAGAGGAGAAAAGCACUCUCCCUGCAGAACAAAGUUAUCGAGCUGCAAACUAGAGUGCAGGAGCUGGAGUUUGAGAGCAGAGCCCUGCAGAGAGAGAAGCAGGAGGCUGUCAGUGAAGUGCGGAGCUCUCUGAGGGAGGAGAAACAGGAGAUACUCAGAGUCAAAGAGGAGAUGGACCAGGAGAAGGCCCGUGAGGUGGAGAGGCUCAGGCUGAGGCUGGAGCAGGAGGAGGCAGAGGUGCAGAGGCUCAGGGCUGGCCUGGGCGAGGCGGUGCGGAGGGAGAAGGAGCUGCAGACACAGGCCGAGCGGCUGGAGAGGGGAGCAGUGCUGGACCUCUGCCUGGAGUACGACCGCAUCCAGGACCUCCUGCAUAGCACGAGGGAGCGAGGAGCCGGAGCCAGCCCAGCACGUCAGAGACACAGCAGCCCCUCUCGUCUGUCCCUUCCCCAAGCUGUGCAGGCCCUGCGCGGGGCCUGUGAGGAGCAGCAGCAGCACAUCUUGGAGCUGCACCAGGAGCUGGACACACAGAGACGCACCGUCCUGCACAUCCAGCGAGACAAGGAUCGGGAGCUGCAGCAGCAGUGUGAGGAGCUGUAUCUGGAGAAGGAGGCGGCAGUGAAGAGCAUCAAGGAGCGCCUCAUCCAGGAGCACAUCGAGGAGAUCAGUAAGCUGCAGCGCCCCCUGCUGAAGGACUCCGGGGGCAGUGAGUGCCAGUCUCUCCGCCAGCAGCUCCGUGAGAAGGACAGCGAGCUGAGAGCCAUCCAGAGGAACAUGACCCACUGGAAGGACGAGACCGCAGCCAAGCUGGCCUGCAAGUUUGAGGAGGAACUCAACUCCGAGCUCGAGAAACGGAUGUCCAAGAACAAACCUGAUCACCAAAGAAAAAUAGAAAAGCUGGAAUCAGAAAUGAGAAGACUAUCAGUGGAGAGAAGUGAGACUGCUCCCCUGCGCUCAGCCUCCACCCCUUCCCUGAGCACAGCGCCCCCUCCUGGGCCCCAGGACUUCAGCACCCUGAAACUGCUCCGGCACCUGCAGAGCCGUGUGAAGCAGCUGCGUGCCGAGAACACCAUCUACCACCCGGGAAGCCAAGAUGACCUGGCCGGCUCCUACCGGGAAACAAUUCGUAUGACGCCGGAAAGACUGCCAACAAGAUUCAAAUCCAGUACCAGAAAACCACUCAUGUGAAGGGUCAUUCCUCUCUGUUACAGUUCACAGUUUUAUACCUCCAUCCAAUCCACAACGACACAGACCCUAAGUGCGAAAGAACUUUCAGAUUUCGCUGUACAUUUAUGCUGUAAAAAAUGCAAGUUAAUGCUCUCAACGAUAAAGAAUUACAAUUUGUAUUACUGUAACAACGUUAGUUUUAUAAUUUUAGAAAUAUUUUAAUCAAUAUUUUUAAAUUCCUAAAUAUGAACAUUUUAAAUGGAACUUUGUGUGUAUAUACUAUCCCAGGACUGCUCUGCAUACACACAUACAUACAUGCAUACAUGUUAAGUUUUUUGUGGGCUAGAUUAAUGUCUAUAAAAAACAAUUAUAAAAACAAAAAAAUCUUAUUUUUAGCAGGUGAUGGUUUUGUUAAAAUAAAUUAGUAAUAUCUACAAUGCUUUUAUAACAUUUUUUCUAUACUGUAAAUUGAAAAUAAUUUCAAAAAAGUUAAUUUAGAAACAUUACAUUUACACAUGUACAUAUUUUUUAUACCCUGUACAGUUGUAUUGUAAUUUGUUUUUAUUAAACACAUAUGCAAAUA
Molecule: messenger RNA, 9592 nt
Organism: Acipenser ruthenus (sterlet)
Lineage: Eukaryota; Metazoa; Chordata; Actinopteri; Acipenseriformes; Acipenseridae
Product: plectin-like
Exons: 29
Coding region: 4255-9030 (1591 amino acids)
Cellular component (GO): cytoskeleton
Source: RefSeq, a predicted model, not a curated record